AUGGGUAAAUCGACACUUGAGGAUCUUCCUACCGAGCUCAAGAUUCUCAUUUUAUUCCAUGUGCCGGACAGCGAUACUCUCAAGUCCCUUGUGCUUGCAUCGCCCGGAUACCACAAUGCAUACCUUGCAGUGAGACAAGAACUACUUCGAUGUCUUGUAAAAAGGCAAUACACUGGAUUCCUUGACCUGGCAGAGGCUCUCACUGCUGUGCGGUCUAAAGGCGUGCAUUUCUCCUACCGGAGGGAAGAAGCGAUUACAUUGCUGGACAAAUGGCGCCGCAGAAAUGAAAUUCGUGAGCGCGGACAAUCCUCACUAGAACAAUACUCGCCAAACAACCUUGACGAGCCUGAAAGCCUGGAGGAAAUCUGGCAAUUUGAAAAGUUUGAUGACAUGGCAGAUGGGGGCCAGUACAUCAAUAUGGAACAUUUGGCAUAUCGGCUUUUUUAUGGUACAAUGCCCCCUUGGGAAUACGAGGAAAUGAGUGGCAUACUCUACUAUUUCGAUGCCAGGAUCAAAGAUAUCUCCAAGGAGAUGAAAAAUGACUUACGAGAACUCAUUAAGAGUACACCAUGCGAAUAUUUUUGGGAUAUUAUACCCCAAGAACAACGGCCACCUGGUGCAGCCAUUGAGAUCGAAAAUGAUCUUGUAUUCUUCGACGAAAACCAUUCACUCGGACUAGCAGGACUGGGACCUGAAUUUAUACAUGGCGUUCUACAUUUGGAUCGACUAUCUCGCCGGAAUGUCCUUUGCGGGAAUGCCAGGGCCUGCUACCUAUCAUUCAUUGGACCGGAGUUGGGAUUGUCGUGGGAUUAUAGGUUCCCUUUCAUUGAUCCUGCUGAUCAAUUUGAUACCCUAAAUUUUGAACAUUUCUGGUCCACUCUCUCGCCUCUUGAACAACCCACCGUGGGCUGGAAGAAAGCAUGGAUACUGCCUCAUAGCAAGGAGGAUGUAUUAGAAGAUGCUUUAAAUUACGAUCGCAACACAGAUCAGGACUGGGACUGGGGUUACGCUUGGUGGGAUGAGAGAAGACUGAAAGAAUGGAAAGCGCCAUUACUAUUGGAGAACACCGAAAUUAGUGAAGCCUCUGGGAGUGCUCAAGUAUCUUAG
This is a messenger RNA of Penicillium pulvis, 1107 nucleotides long. RefSeq lists its product as uncharacterized. The transcript is spliced from 3 exons. The coding region runs from base 1 to 1107 and encodes 368 amino acids. NCBI's taxonomy places the organism in Eukaryota, Fungi, Ascomycota, Eurotiomycetes, Eurotiales, Aspergillaceae. The record is from RefSeq and is a predicted model, not a curated record.